Molecule: messenger RNA, 354 nt
Organism: Protopolystoma xenopodis
Lineage: Eukaryota; Metazoa; Platyhelminthes; Monogenea; Polystomatidea; Polystomatidae
Source: the annotation of a GenBank genome assembly
AUGCCAGGUCCGGGUGCAUUGCUUAUACGUGUCCCAGGGAGUUGUUGGUCCCACACCAGCACUCCUUUCAGUAUCGGCUCCAGGGCUAAACCUUUUCUCGGGCCUUCCGCCCGCAUCCUACUUGGCAAUAUUGCUUUUUUCAAUUUCUCUCCUGAUUCCAGACACUGUAAAUUUCUUUAUGCCCAAUCCGAUUCCGGCACCGCCGACCUGCUUGCUUGCUACAGUGCUUUCUGGUUUAAGUUAGCCAGUGUUACCUGGCUCAAUUUAGGCGCAACUGUAUGGCCAUCUGCCAUUUCUGUUAUAGUGUUUGAAACCCUGCAACUUCGUGUCUUUCGUACGAAUCCAGCGCCUUAG